This is a messenger RNA of Parascedosporium putredinis, 825 nucleotides long. NCBI's taxonomy places the organism in Eukaryota, Fungi, Ascomycota, Sordariomycetes, Microascales, Microascaceae. The record is from the annotation of a GenBank genome assembly.
AUGUUGUUCAUCGGUCUAACGGGGUCUAUUGCGACCGGCAAGUCAACUGUGUCAUCCAUCUUAGGAGCCCCUCCAUACUCCCUCCCGAUCAUCGACGCAGAUGUUCUCGCGCGGAAGGUCGUAGAGCCCGGAACUAGUGGGUACAACGCCAUUGUCAAGUAUUUUGGGCCUACGACACCUGAACUACUUGUUCCUGCCUCGGAUGAGAUGCCGGAGAACGGCCCUGACGGCAAAGGAAGGCCCCUGAAUAGGCCGGCCUUGGGCAGGAGGGUUUUCGGCGACACCGAGGAGCGCAAGAAGGACCGAGGGGUCUUGAACGGCAUCGUACACCCCGCUGUGAGGACGGCGAUGUACAAGGCCAUCCUAACCGCCUACUUCAAGGGCUACUGGGCAGUCAUCCUCGACGUGCCGCUCCUGUUUGAAGCCGGCAUGGACAAGCUAUGCGGGACGGUCAUGGUCGUUUCGGUAUCAGAUCCAGAGAUCCAGAUGCAGAGGCUGAUGGACCGCGACACGCACCUCACGCGGGAGGACGCCGAGAACAGAGUGCGCAGCCAAGGCGAUGUCAGGGUCAAGGCGAAACGCUGCGCGUCGAGGGGCUCCGGCCGUGGCGUGGUACUACUCAACGACGGGUCCAAGGAGGAAUUGAAGAAGACCAUCGACGAAGCCAUCAGAGAGCUGGAGAAUGCGAGCCCGAGCUGGUGGGCCUGGUUGUUGCUUGCCUGCCCGCCCGUGGCUGCGGCCAAGGGCGCUUGGGAAUACUGGAACAACGGCAAGAUUAAUGAGAAGUGGGCGGCGCAGGAGAAGGAGAUUGCUUCGAAGCUCUGA